ACGCAUUAGACGUUACGUUGCAGCCUUGGUAAUGGCAAGUGACAGAGGGUGAGGAAGAGGAGGCGAAACUUUUCACUUAGUAGUUGCUGUUAGUUUUUAAUACUUUAUAGCAGCAGUGGUACUAUUUAUUUAUUCACUAAAGCACCGUUAAUGUCGUCUGAGUGAAACUUAACUGAAUUUCUAAACGCUGCUCGGUCUCGAAGUAACGUUGACGCUAACUAGCUGAACACACGGCAAGUUUCUUCGACUUCACGUAAAGUAGCCGAAGAGGAGAAACUAUGAGCAACAGAGAGGACGAGUAUGAUUAUCUUUUUAAAGUGGUGUUGAUUGGAGAUUCGGGCGUGGGUAAGAGUAACCUGCUGUCACGCUUCACCCGAAAUGAGUUCAACUUGGAGAGCAAAAGCACCAUCGGGGUGGAGUUUGCCACACGCAGCAUCCAGGUUGAAGGCAAGACUGUCAAGGCUCAAAUCUGGGACACAGCCGGGCAGGAGAGAUACCGAGCUAUCACCUCUGCAUACUACCGUGGAGCGGUCGGCGCACUCCUGGUUUACGACAUUGCUAAGCACCUGACUUAUGAAAAUGCUGAGCGUUGGCUGAAGGAGCUGCAGGACCACGCGGACAGCAACAUAGUCAUCAUGCUGGUGGGAAACAAAAGUGAUCUACGCCACCUGAGAGCGGUGCCCACAGACGAAGCCAAGGCCUUUGCAGAGAAGCAUGGCUUGUCCUUCCUGGAGACAUCAGCAUUAGACUCAUCUAACGUGGAGCUGGCUUUUCAAACUAUUCUCACAGCCAUCUACAACAUCGUGUCACAGAGGCAGAUGUCAGGGCGAAGCGACUCAGACUUCUCACCAGCCUCCAACGUAGUGCCCAUCACGGUUGAGCCCACCCAAAACUCAGCCAGUAAGGGCGUCUGCUGCCAGAACAACUGAGACCUUAUCACUGAGCUCCUCCUUCACCUCCAGGCAAAUGAAAGAACAGCCAGACAGACGUAUGUACAGGGAAAAAGAGAGUGCAGAUAAGAAUUUUACUCAAGGACACUUUUACUUGGUUGAUUUUACUGUUGUCUGGUUUAGAAAACAUAAGGUAUGAAAAGGGAAACCAGUGACAGAGGGAGGGUAAGGGCGUUCAGACAUGCAGACAGGGUGGUGUGGAGAAGUGAGUGAUACAAAGCAGGUGAGCUGCACCCUACCCAGCGCGUUAAGCUUUGAAAGAGGUACAUGAUCAGAAUAUUUUAACAAUCCAAUGAAACAUUGAACAGAUUACAUGAGCCCUUUUGUAUCUCAUCACAAUUUCUGUCUUUGCAAACUGUCCAGUGCUUUAUGCUCUGUUUUACAGGCCAGUAAAUGCUUUUCCCCUCACUUCGCGCUACCACAGGAUAUUAAGAAAUAAAAAUCCACAUCCAGAAAAAAAGAAUGGCAACCUGGCCUUCCCCACUGUCGUGUGCAGUUUUCCAACACGUGUAAUAUUUCGACAGUGAUAUUUAAUGACACUAAUUUAAGGUCCUGUUUUUCCUUUGGGCCCAACACCAGUUGAUUUAGAUUUUCCACAGCGUUUUUCUGCACAGCAAAGGGAUCCUUUUUGCUUGUUAAUGCGCUUGCUCAGUCACGUCUAUGUGAGGAAGCAUGUAAGAGCAGCUACCCGCUCUAUGGGGGAGCAAGGGCUUCGAGUCGCUUUUUCCCUAAAUGCACAGGCUGGUGGAAGGUGGUUGGUUCAAGUUGUGUUCCACCAGGCCACUUAGAGCAAUAACAUCCCUCCCUAACAGCGACAUGUCAUUUCUUUUUGAUUGCUUUUGAUCUUUGUUUGGAAGGCUUUCCUGCUAUGUGCACACUUUGUGCUCUGCAGAUGAGUCAUGCUCUUGUGAGCCUUUCACUGUGUUGACUCUAUAUCAGAUGGGGUAGCUGCAUCAGUAGUGAAUGGACUAACUGCCUCAUCUGUUGGUGGGAUAGUAGUUUUGCCUCUGCUGAUGACUGCUUCACCCCUGACUUGAACCGUAAGUUAGGGAAUUUAUUUAAAUCCAUAGACAACGCUUUUCUGCUGCCUGCUAGCUGUGAUGGAUGGAUAAUAUUUCAGAGGAUGAGGUAGUGAGGGCACUCAGCUCCGCUCUGCUCAUGUGGUCUCUGAUGUACCCAAGAUGGCUUGUUUUACUGUAAGUGAAAUCCUCUACUGCCUGCUCACCUACUCCUUUAAGUCUCUCUUUACACCGUAUGUAACUGGAACAGGACUCUGCCUUCUGGGAUCUCCCAGAGGCCUGCCCUGGCUCUCUCGGGUCUUUAUUUCCUGUCGGGGGUGGGGGUUGUAUUCAGGAGCCAGGAAUGAGUUUGUUAAUAUCUAAUAGUUUGAUAGAUGAGGAAGAAAUGCUGUGUUAGGAGGGGAUUGAUUAAAUCCAAAGGUUAUGCACACAGAUGGUGUUUAUCCUACUGAUGUUUUCCACAUCAGCACUGACUGCUGUUGACUUUACAGGUCUUUAAACUGGGUGGUGUAGGUUAGGGCUUUUUAAACAUUUAUUCUAAUAUAUGUAUAUUUGGACUGCAUAUGUAUAAAUAAAUCUCAUUUGUUAUCGCCUG
Betta splendens (Siamese fighting fish) is the source of this 2564-nucleotide messenger RNA. It is a transcript of the gene rab11al, whose product is annotated as RAB11a, member RAS oncogene family, like. The record is from RefSeq and is a predicted model, not a curated record. Gene Ontology annotation, molecular function: GTPase activity; GTP binding. The transcript is spliced from 5 exons. Bases 279 to 929 code for a protein of 216 amino acids. Gene Ontology annotation, cellular component: postsynaptic recycling endosome; transport vesicle; axon. Gene Ontology annotation, biological process: exocytosis; neurotransmitter receptor transport, endosome to postsynaptic membrane; melanosome transport. NCBI's taxonomy places the organism in Eukaryota, Metazoa, Chordata, Actinopteri, Anabantiformes, Osphronemidae.